CAGCAAUCAACCAAUAUUCCGGCUCAGAGUAUAUCUCCAUUGUUGACAGCAUCCUAAAACCAGAUGAGAUGAUAAGAGUCCGAGGAUCAUUUCUGGGACCUAUAAUGAAGCUCAGUGAGAGAGGAUUGAAGUUAUCAGCAAAGAUAGUCUACGCCAUUCUCACUAGAAGCAUCGUUUCUGUCAAGGAGAAUGAAGCCUGGUUCCAUUUCGGUGCGCAGCCAACGAGGUUCUCUAUAAGAGAAUUUCAUAUGAUGACAGGCUUGAAAUGUAGUGGUGCAUUAGAAGGACCAUGAAGGGAAACCGAGAGAUUUAAUUGGGAAUUGCUAAAGGGGCGUAGUCAUAAGUUAAGUGACGUGGUGGACCAGCUCAGAAACACAAGAGAAGAUGCUUCUGAGGAGAGAGUAUGCCUCGCAAUGCUCAUCCUGGUAGAGAGCAUAUUAUUGCGGAAGAGCAAAGGAGGGAGUUUUCCUUUGGAAUAUGCGAAAAAUGCACAGGAUAUGACAUAUCCAUGGGGAAAAGAGGCUUACAUUGUUCUCCUGAAGUCAAUUCAAAACGCUGUCGCGAAUCAUUUGGAGAAUAAAUCCAAAUUUGAGUUGCAAGGUUAUCCUCUAGUAUUCCUUCUUUGGAUACUAGAGUCGAUUCCUUUGCUAAGGAAUAAGUUCAGUAAGUGUGUACCAACAGUUGAGGUUCCUGGGCCGACCUACUUGUGUGAAAAAUACACUGAGGUAGAGAAUCCAUCACUUGAUAAGGUUUUACAUGUUGAAGCUGAUACAAAGGUAAGCUUUUCCAAGUAUAUGUUUCUCAGUUUAUUUGGCUUCUUCUUUUUAAUAUGUUUCUCAUUGGUCUUUUUUUAAAUACUCUCAGCUGAAGGUCCAUUGCAUACUACCUUCUAUUCCUCAUGAUCCAGAAGAUGAUAUCUCCAUUGAAGACAAAUAUAGUGACGAGCUGGAAACAGUGAAAGAUGUAACAAAGAAAGGGUACAAGUUUACAGCCGAUGACUGGGAAAAUAGGUGUGUAGACACAUUUGACACAUUGGAUGCUCUUAUUCAAAUGAUGGCAAAUAAGGAGACUGGCCAAGCUUCUACUCCGAUUGAUGAGGAUUCAGUAAAUGAAAAAGUGAACAGGAUCAUCACGGUAAUGGAGGAGAAUCUGAAGAGCAUGAAGGAUCGAAUGUCAUUACUGGAAAAAGAAAACAUACAUCUUAGAGCCCGUGUGUCAGAGUUGGAAGGAAACAACAAUGUUUUUCCCACUAACGUGACACAAAAGGUAAAUUCUCAAAACAUCUUCUUUUACAUUUGCAUUUUCAAGUAUUUUUUGGAAGAUCUUGUACAUAUUCUUGAAUGCCUUCCUAAUAUUUGACAAACAGCGAUCCAGUAGGACACCUUUAUCUCCAAUGUCUCACACGCAACCAUCGAGUGAGACACCUUUAUCUCCAAUGUCUCAACAGCCUAAUUUGACACAUGAGGUAUGUAACCAAUAAAUAUUGUUGAGUUUUGAAGUAAUAUUUGGAAGCUUUUGUACUUCUUGAAUGCAUUCCUGAUUUUUGCAGGUGACAAUGAUUGAAUCAGCUGCAUCUCCAAAGUCUCAACAAAAUGAGGUAUAUGCUCAAAAAUUUUUAAGAAAAUAUUUGGAAAUUCUUGUACAAAAUCCUGAAUGCCUUCCUGAUUUUUGCAGGAUUACACACGCAACCAUCGAGUGAGACGCCUUUAUCUCCAAUGUCUCAACUGCCUAAUUUGACACAUGAGGUAUGUAACCAAUAAAUAUUGUUGAGUUUUGAAGUAAUAUUUGGAAGCUUUUGUACAUAUUCUUGAAUGCAUUCUUGAUUUUUGCAGGAGACAAUGAAUGAAUCAGAUGAUGACACUCCUGCCCUUGAUACUCAAGUAUUCUCUCCUAAUCUGACAAAAGAGGUAUAUGCUCAAUGAUAUUGUUUUCACAGUUGGAGUUUACAAAUUAGUUUUGGGUGAUUUUUUUUUUACAUAUAAAGGCUUUUCUGAUUUUUGACAGAAAGAAACAGAAACGUCUACCGAUGAGAGGCCAUCCAAUCCUAAUCAAGAUGGAAAACCAGAUGAUGAGAUAAUAUUUAUUCUAGAAAGUAUAGUUGAAUGUAUUUAUGAUGGCCAUUCCUGAUAUUUUUUUGCAGAUUGUGAGAGAGAAAUUAACAAGUGAGUCACCUGCUACUCAGAGCUAAGUUUUGCAGAAAGAAACAGUGGAAAUGAAUGAGACACCUUCUUCUCCAAUAGCUCCAAAGAGUAUUGAAACUCCCGUUUAUACUCCAAGUCAAACUCAGCAGGUACAUGGUCAAAAAAAAAUCUUGGAUUUUUAAGUUAAUGUUUGGAAGCUUUAGAACGUACUCUGGAUUGACUUCGUGAUAAUUUUUACAGAUUGAGAGAGAGCCAUCGGAUGACACGCCUGCCUUUGAUACUCAAGUUUUUACUCCUAAUCUGACAAAAGAGGUAUAUGCUCAAUGACAGUUGGAGUUUACAAUUAGUUUUGGGUGAUUUACAUAUAUAGACCUUUCUAAUUUUUAGCAGAGGGAAACACAAACCUCUACUGAUGAGACGCCACCCAAAACUAAUCAAGAAGAAGGAAAAACAAAUGAUGAGGUAAUAUUUACUCUAGAAAUUAUAAUUGAAUGUAUUCAUGAUGGCCUUUUCUGAUAUUUUUUGCAGAUUGUGAUUGAGUCACCUGCUGCUCAGACUCAAGUUUUGCAAAAAGAAACACUGGAAAUGAAUGAGACACCUUCUUUUCCAAUAUCUCCAAAGAGUAUUGAGGCUCAAGUUUUUACUCCAAUUCAGAAACACCAGGUAAAUGCUCAAAAAAUCUUGGAGAUUUCAAGUAAUGUUUAAAAGCUUUUGUACGUGUUUUUGAUCCCUUUCCUGACUUUUUUUGUUUUUUUUUGCAGACGGUAACAGAGGAAAAGUAUGAGGCUACACAGCCAUUGACUGAGAUCAUUUCAGCAAACAAUAAAAAGGUAAGCAUAGAAAUGUUUGCGAAUUCAUAGAGAAUGGAAAGAUGGAGUCUGGAAGAUGGCAGAUAAGGUAAAUCAUAACUUGAAUUAUACUUCACGUGAAUUGUUUGAUAUACAUACAUUUUAGUUUCAGGAAUGGUUUCCAGAAAUUCCGAUUGCAACAAAUUUGAUAAUAUUUUGCUUGGUGUCUAUUGUUUGAAUAAAGGUGAAGCCUGAUAAGAAAAGGAAAGCUGCUGCCUCAUCGCAAAAUUCAGGAAUGGAUAAUGUUUUCUUAAGAAGGAGCGAGAGGGUGCCUAAACGAUCUAGAGACACAAAAACUCCAUUCAAGUCUGUCAGAAAUCCGGCUUUAACUGUAAUACCUGAGAUUAUACCUGCAGUUGAUCCGUUUUCAACUCCUGCGGAACAUAAGCUUUCAAGGCUUCAAAAUUGGAUGACAUUAAAGCCCGGCAUGCAUGAAACGUCCCUAUCAAUCAAUGAUAAUAAGAUAAGGAAAUCUUUCUUUCAAAGCAUGGAAAAUGCAAAAAAGGACCUUAAGAAAGAGCACAUUGAUGGAGCCUUUGCAAUGCUAAAUUGCAGAAGAAAUGAGAAUGCUGCUUGGUUCCACAACUACAAGAUUCCAAAGGCGUGCUUCCUACCUAUGGAGUUCUUGCAUUGCUUGCUCUCUGAUGAUUUGGCUUACAAGAAAGAAAAGGUCAAAGGUAAAAAGAUUUUCAACGAUUUAUUUAAAGAUAUUGUGAGAGGGAAGGUAUAUCCAGAGAAGACAUGGGGAGAAAAUGUUGAUGUUGUGUAUGGGAUUACUCUUGGAAAAAAAAGCAAUGUCUGGAUUGGGAUGGAAAUUCAUUUGAAGAAGAAAAGAAUCACAUUAUAUGAUUGUUUUCAAAAGGAAAGCAACAUCAUUGAUAUUCCUCAAGUGAAAAAGUUGGUAGGUAUGUAUAAACAAUUUAUAUUUGAUGUAUUCAACUGUUUCUUGGUUUGAAAUAUUCAACUGAUUCUAUCUUGAUUUAAAUAUGACAGUGUUGAUUUCUGAUCUGCUGGUGGAAUCUUCUAGUGAUGAGGUAGAUAAAGUGAAGAUGAUUCCAUUUGAGGUUGAGCAGGCACAAGGUUUACCCAAGACAAAACAUCCUUUCAACUGUGGGAUAUUUCUUGUCAAGAUUCUGGAGUGCCAGUCAUUGAAGAUAGGAGACAUGACAAGGAUUAAUGAUGACAAUGCAUUGGAGCUAAGGAGAACCUUGUCUUGUGAGAUCUUCAACCAAUUUGUGGAUGAGAGCUUUGGAAAAUGAGAAUGAUGCAUGAAAACAUUUUUUGUUUUAGUUAAGACUCGGUUUUAGUUAUGACUGUUUAUUUUGUUAUGUUGUUGGCGUCUGGUUACAUAAGAAAGAUUGGAAGGAUAUCAAGUAUUUUUUUUGGGUAUCAUAUAUCUUGGAAGGUUAAAAUAAUGUUUCUGGAUGGGUUUCCAGAAAAAAUUGUUAGAGUGUUUCAAAUGUAAAAAAGAAUGAAAUGAGAUUAUAUACUAAGGAUUGGACAUGUAUAUGGUAAGCUUAAAAUUGUGAUGUUUACAGACAACAAAAAAAAAAAAUUUAGAUCCACAAAGGAUCGAACCCAGAGGGAGAGAGUUUGCGUAUUUGGAUAGUGUGGGAGUUUAGCCACUAGGCCAAGAAGAAUCAUCUGUUAAUGGAUUACAUUUAAUUGUAUUUAACUCCAAACUGUAACACAAAAAAAAAUUAAAAUUGAUUUUGAAUCCACCACUUAUCGAACCCGGGGAUAGAGAGACUUUUGAGUUAUGAAAUGCCUCGGUUUAACCGCUGGUCUGAGGAGAAUCAUCUGUUAAAGAAUAUUACAUAAGCAUACUUAAACCAAUUAAUAUAGGAUAGGUUUCCAAAACAAUACAUUUCGAUUGAAAAAACGACAAAACUCUUGCCGUCUCAACACUCUCGCCGUUUCAAACUUCUCGAAUCUCACUCGCCUCCGCCUCUCGAAUCUCUCUCUCAUCUCCAUAUCUCUCGAUCUCCGACAAAAACCCAUCUCCAGAACUCUCUCUCUCUCGAUCUUUUACGCGAGCUCUCUCUAUUCUCCGAGAAAAACUAUUUCUAGAGCUCUAUCUCUUUAAGGUAUGUUGCAGAUUCAACCUUAUGUGUGUUUUCUUUCUGAGAGAUUGGUCUCCUGGUUUUUGCUUGUGUAUAGACUUGCUUGUUUUAACCUAAUAUGAUUGGUAGAAUUCUAGUUCAUGUGAAAGCAUGUGUAUAGACUUCAGGAAGAAUUUGUAUUGUUUCAGGAAACCCUUCCUGAAAAUUGGAUUUUAAUUAAUUUAGACAAUAAAAUUUUUCUUGUUUACGCAGGAUAGAAACAAGAUGGGAGAUCCAUUACCAUUAAGACUAGCACUGCCUGAGCUGAGGUAUCCGAUUGGAUCAGAGCCAGAGAAGACGAUAUCGAUAAACCAACACUCGAUAGUUGCUUAUAUCAAAACUGUUAAGGAAAUUCUAGGAAAUGAUGAGUUCAACAGAAUAAGAGGGACGUUUUUGGGACCGGUUAUCAAGCUUGGAGAGAGGUCUUUGAAAUUAUCAGCUAAGAUAGUGCACGCAGUUCUCACCAAAAGCAUCAAGACAGUGAAGAGACACGAAGCAUGGUUCCAUUUUGGUGCUCAGCCAAUGAGGUUCUCUAUAAGAGAAUUCCACAUGGUGACUGGUUUGAAAUGUAGUGGUGAAGCAAGAGAACCACGAGAGGAAACCGAGAAAUUUAAGUGGGACUUCCUAAAAGGGCGUACUCAUACAGUAAAGGACGUGGAGAAGCAGCUCAGAAACACAAAAGAAGAUGCUUCUGAUGAGAGAUUCUGCCUUGCAAUGCUCCUCCUGAUUGAGAGCAUACUACUACAGAAGAGCCUUCUCGACGGUGGCACAACUUUUACUUUGGAUUAUGUGAAAAUAGCGCAGGAUAUGGAUGUCUUGAUGACAUACCCAUGGGGGAGAACAGCUUAUAAUUUGCUGUUAAAAUCACUUCAGAGAGCUGUCGACAAAAGCCUCGACAAAAACAAUUAUGAUUUGCAAGGAUUCCCUAUGGCAUUUCUUAUAUGGAUACUUGAGUCAGUACCUUUGCUACAGUAUGCAUUCAGUCAAGUGGUUCCUAUUCUGAGCGUUCAACCGUCUACCCCAAUAUUUUUGUGUGAGAAGUACCUUCAAAUAGCUUCUCCACAGCUGAUAGAUGUUCUCCUAAUUGAAAUCAAAGAUCAUGUAAGUUUUUACAUUAUUUUUUUGUUUCUGUUUUGCCUUAUGAUUCUCCAUUUAAAAGCUAAUUAUUUUUAUGGUUUCAGCUUAAGGUCACAUGCAUCCUACCUCCUAUUUCUAAUGAACCAGAAGCUGAUGUUUGCAUGGAAGACGAAGCUAAUAAAGAUCUGGAUGACAUGGCCGAUUUAUCCAAGAGAGGUUAUAAGUUUAAAAUUAGAGAUUGGCGAAACAUGUCAGUAGACCUAUACGGUGCUAAUGAACAAAUAAGAAGAGCAUCUUUACUGUUUGGGAAUGGAGGGAUGAGUCAAGCUUCUUCUUCGUAUCAGGAGGAGUCUUUGGAAUUAAAGAUCAACAGAAUCAGCGAGAUGGUAGGAGAUAAUUUAAGGAUCAUGAACGAUCGUUUGUGUUUGAUUGAAAAAGACAGGAAACAGAUUAAAGAACGUGUGACAAAACUAGAGAAACUACAAAGAGUUACUUCAUAUGAAACUCCAAACAA
This is a messenger RNA of Brassica rapa (field mustard), 6682 nucleotides long. RefSeq lists its product as uncharacterized. Gene Ontology annotation, biological process: proteolysis. Lineage: Eukaryota; Viridiplantae; Streptophyta; Magnoliopsida; Brassicales; Brassicaceae. Gene Ontology annotation, molecular function: cysteine-type peptidase activity. The record is from RefSeq and is a predicted model, not a curated record.